Cucurbita moschata (crookneck pumpkin) is the source of this 1462-nucleotide messenger RNA. RefSeq names its product translocase of chloroplast 34. The transcript has 8 exons. Gene Ontology annotation, molecular function: GTP binding; protein-transporting ATPase activity. The record is from RefSeq and is a predicted model, not a curated record. Lineage: Eukaryota; Viridiplantae; Streptophyta; Magnoliopsida; Cucurbitales; Cucurbitaceae. Gene Ontology annotation, biological process: intracellular protein transport. Gene Ontology annotation, cellular component: chloroplast outer membrane. The coding region runs from base 243 to 1157 and encodes 304 amino acids.
CGUCACGAGGUAAGAGAGAGAAGGAGGUGAUGAGAUAGCGAUAAAAGAACAGGCCGUGCAAAGCGAAGCAAAGAUGGAAGCACCGCUUUAGGGUUCAAAAUUUACAGAUAAGCCGUCUUUAACUUUUUUUUCCUCUUCGUUUCUUUUCAAUCGAGGCAGAGAAAAAUUCCUUCCUUUCUUCCCGCCACCGCCAUUCCACCGUUCUCCUCCUCCCUUCAGACUCUCCGGAAUUAGGCACACACAUGGCAUCCCAAGUUGUUCGUGAAUGGAUUGGGAUUAACAACUUCGCACCGGCUACACAAGACAAAUUACUUGAGUUGCUUGGAAAGCUGAAGCAGGAGAAUGUUGCCACCUUGACGGUACUUGUAAUGGGAAAGGGUGGUGUUGGAAAGUCAUCCACUGUGAAUUCCAUUAUUGGUGAAAGAGCGGUAUCUGUUAGUCCUUUUCAGUCAGAAGUGCCAAGGCCUGUGAUGGUUUCUCGCUCGAGGGCUGGAUUUACAUUAAAUGUCAUUGAUACACCUGGCAUCAUAGAAGGUGGUUAUAUCAAUGAUCAGGCACUUGAGAUCAUAAAACGCUUUCUUUUGAAUAAGACCAUAGAUAUUCUUCUCUAUGUGGAUCGCUUGGAUGCAUAUAGAGUAGAUAACUUGGAAAAGCAGGUUAUUAGGGCCAUAACAGAGAGCUUUGGUAAAGCAAUAUGGAGUAGGGCUUUGGUCGUCCUUACUCAUGCUCAAUUUUCCCCACCAGAUGGAUUACCAUAUGAUGAGUUUUUCUCCAAAAGAUCAGAAGCUCUACUGAAAACAGUCCGAGCGGGUGCCUCUUUCAGCAAACGAGAUACUCAGGUACCGAAAAUUCCAGUUGUUUUAGUUGAGAACAGUGGACGGUGCAACAAGAACGACAAAGAUGAAAAGGUUCUUCCAAAUGGGACUGCGUGGAUUCCUCACUUGGUUGAGACGAUCACCGAAGUCGUGUCGAAUGGAAGCAAGUCUAUUUUUGUCGAUAAGAAGUUGAUCGAGGGCCCGAACCCCAAUCAAAGGGGGAAGUUGCUGAUUCCCCUUAUUUUAGCUCUCCAAUAUCUCUUUGUCGUUAAACCUAUCAAGCAAGCAAUAAUAAGUGACAUAUCGAACGAAAAGAGACUGUCAUGGGAGGUAGACGCAUGAGACGAGCUUGUACGACUGCAAGUAAAGUAGCGAUUUGGCCCCAUCAAUAUUCUCAACAAUGAAUAUGGCUUUUCUGUGAGUUAAACUCAUUAGUCUGUUGUUCGUGUUGAGUUCAGUUAUUGUCGUGUUUUGUAGAAUUUUGAAUUUUGAGAGAUCCGAGUUUCUCUAUUAUGCAAAUUCGUGCACGCUGCAACCUCAAUUCGGGUACUCAUAUUAACUUAAAAGGAUUGCAUUUCUUUCCUUCCGUUUGAUCCUUACCUAAUCCUUGUCACUCUCCAGAUGACCAUCAUCUUCCUUCCGUUUUA